AUGUUUAUUGUAGUGUUAUCAAUUGAAAUACAGUCAUUGACAGACUCAAAUAUAAUAAUUGCUAAUCAAUCGGGUGAUUUUAAUUCUAUAAAUACAUGGAGUAAUAAUAUUAGACCACAAAAUAAUUCAACUGUAAUAAUUCCUUCAAAUAUUACUGUCUAUAUUAGUAAUGAAUCAUAUUUGAAUGUCAAUAUUCAAUCAUUUAAAAUUUAUGGAAAAUUACAAAUCGGUUCUCCAAAUAUUUCAUUUUUAACAACAUCAUUUAAGUUUUCAUAUUCAAUCAAUAUAAUGAUAUUUAAUGGAGGAUUAUUAGAAGAUUUAACUUCAAAUCAUACAUGGUUUAUUUUAUCAAAUUCAAUAAUAACUAUUUAUAGAAAUGCUUCAUUCUAUUCUUCACAAUCAACGAAAAUUAUUUCAACUUCAACUAAUUCAACUCUUAUAUUGAGUUCAACUAUUUAUGGUCCAUAUACACUAACAGUUGAUUUACAAGGAACAAUUCAAAAUUAUUCAUCAAUAACAUUUCUUCCUUAUCAAUCAGGUGACUUUGGACUAAAUGCUACUUGGUUAGGUGGAUUAUUACCUACAUUAGAUCGAUGUUCACCAACUGAUGGUGGAUGUGUUUUGAUUAUUCCAGCUGGUUUCAAAGUAACAAGAUAUAAUAAUCAAUCGACAAUAAAUGCUGUUGAUGUUCAUAUAUAUGGUUUCUUUGAAAUAUCUUCUUCGGAAAGUUAUAUGUUUUAUUAUUCAAUGACUUUUUAUAUUUAUAACGGCGGGACAUUUCAAGAUUCAACGCAAAAUGGUUUUCGAUUUCAUAUAAAUACAUCAAUUAUUGUUUAUACUGGUGGAACAUUUAUUACACGAACUACAAAUGCCAUUUACUCAUAUAAAGAAAAAAAUGUUACCAUAUCAUCUUUGAAAUUAAAUAAAACUAAUAUUACUGGUCCUUAUAAAAUUUCCAUCGAUAUAAAUGGAAAUAUUGAUGACAAUGGAUCUUUAUUUACGUCGAAAGCAACAACAACAACAACAACAACAACAACACUCACAGUUCCGACAAAUGAUACACUUACUUGUUACACAUGUAUUGAUUGUGAUGAACCAUUUAACUCCAAUAAUGUAGCAACGGUAACAGUGCCUGCUAAUCAAGGAUAUUAUUGCCGAAAAUCAUCAAUAUUAACCGUCAUCGAUCGAGAUGUGUCUGAAUGGUGUGUUCAAGAUAAUGUAAAUGGCAAUGGUUUAUGGUGUUGUCAAUCAAAUUUUUGUAAUCAUGCUAAGUCGAUGACUUUAACAAGUUUUCUUAUUUAUCCUUUAGUUUUGAUCUUAACAUUGAAACUCUUCUAA
Molecule: messenger RNA, 1338 nt
Organism: Rotaria sp. Silwood2
Lineage: Eukaryota; Metazoa; Rotifera; Eurotatoria; Philodinida; Philodinidae
Source: the annotation of a GenBank genome assembly